AGCCAGGACCGACUGCCAAGAGGACCUGUGGCCGCCGUCUCCUUCCUCUCUCCCUUGUUCGCCCACUGUUUCCCCUCCUGACACACAAUGGACCCCAACGCCAUCAAGGAGGAGCUGCGCCUCUUCCAGAGCACCCUGCUCCAGGACGGCCUCAAGGAGCUGCUCAACGAGAACAAGUUUGUGGACUGCACCCUGAAGGUGGGCGACCGAAGCUUCCCCUGCCAUCGGCUGAUCAUGGCCGCCUGCAGCCCGUACUUCAGGGAGAUCUUCUUCACCGAGGAUGGGAAGGAGGUGGAGAACACCAAGGAGGUGGUCCUGGACGAUGUUAACCCUUCCAUCCUGGACAUGAUCAUCCAGUACCUCUACUCGGCGGAGAUCGACCUCACCGAUGACAACGUUCAGGAUAUAAUAUCUGUGGCCAACAGGUUCCAGAUUCCUUCCGUCUUCACCGUGUGUGUCAACUACCUCCAGAAGAAGCUGUCUCUGGGUAACUGCAUGGCCAUUUUCAGGAUGGGCCUGGUUCUCAGCUGUCCCCGGCUCGCCGUGGCUGCACGCAACUUCAUCGCCGACCGCUUCGAGCUGCUGUACAAGGAAGAGGAGUUCCUCAAGCUGGCGGCCCACGAGCUCUUCGCUGUCAUCGGCGGAGACUCGCUGAACGUGGAGAAGGAGGAGCUGGUGUUCGAGGCGGUCAUGGCCUGGGUCCGCCACGACAAGGAGCGCACCAAGGUCCUGAAGGAUGCGUUCAACUGCAUCCGCUUCCGCCUGCUGCCCGAGAAGUACUUCAAAGACAGAGUGGAGACCGACGACAUCAUCAAGGCCGACCCGGAGCUUCAGAAGACGAUCCAGGUCAUCAGGGAUGCCUUCAAGGGGAAGCUUCCGGAGAAAUCCAAGAAGGAGGAGGGGGAGGAGGGGGCCGACAAGGAAGGAGGCGAGGAUGAGGAGAGCCCAUUCCCCGGCUUCCUCAACGACAACCGCAGACACGGCAUGUUCGCACGCGACUUCAUCGUGAUGAUCAACGACACGGCGGCGGUGGCGUACGACGUCACCGAGAACGAGUGCUUCCUGGCCGCCAUGUCGGAGCAGGUGCCGCGCAACCACGUCAGCCUGGCGUCGCAGAAGAACCAGCUGUACAUCAUGGGAGGACUGUUUGUGGACGAAGAAAACAAGGACGUGCCUCUGCAGUGUUACUUCUAUUUGCUGGAUCCACUCACAUCCGACUGGGUCGCCCUGCCGCCCAUGCCCUCUCCAAGAUGCCUCUUCAACAUCGGGGAGAGCGGGAGUCUGCUGUUCGCCGUGGCCGGAAAAGACCUGCAGACCAACGAGUCUCUGGACACCGUCAUGUGCUACGACGUCGAGAAGAUGAAGUGGAACGAGACCAAAAAGCUCCCUCUGAAGAUCCACGGCCACGCUGUCGUCUCCCACAAAGGCCUGGUCUACUGCAUCGGAGGGAAGACGGACGACAACAAAGCCCUCAACAAGAUGUUUGCGUACAACCACAAGCAGUCGGAGUGGCGGGAGCAGGCGGCCAUGAAGACGCCCAGAGCCAUGUUCGGUGCCGCCAUUCACAACGGCAAGCUGGUGGUGGCCGGUGGAGUGAACGAGGACGGCCUCACCGCCACGUGUGAAGCCUACGACUUCGCAACAAACAAGUGGGAGCCCUUCACAGAGUUCCCUCAGGAGAGGAGCUCCGUCAACCUGGUGAGCAACGGCGGCUCCCUGUACGCUGUGGGUGGCUUCGCCAUGGUUCAGAUGGAGAACAAGGAGGUGGCUCCCACAGAGGUCACUGACGUCUGGCAGUACGAGGACGAUAAGAAGCAGUGGAGCGGCAUGCUGAGGGAGAUGCGCUACGCUGCCGGCUCCUCUUGUGUGUCGAUGCGCCUCAACGCUAACAGGAUGCCCAAACUGUAGACAGAACCGCUCUCUUUCUCUCUAUCUUAACCCCCCCAUCAAUCAACACCUCCUGACACCCCCUCCUCGCCCGGCGAGCUGCCCCCGAGGCGCCUCAUCCUCGGCGCUCGGAUUUCUGCGCGUCGGGUUGAUCUUUGACAUUAAUUUUUCUCUGAACUUAGAUGAUUUUUAUCUGUACAAUAAACACUUUGCUUCUGCUGCCGCUUCAAAGACUGCACCAUCCCCACAGUAUAAAAAAAUAGAAGUCACAAUUUAGAUUGAUCUCCAAAGUUCUGUUUACAUCCUUUCUAGCUCUUCUUUUGUAAAAUAAACAUUUGUAAACUUC
This is a messenger RNA of Stegastes partitus (bicolor damselfish), 2233 nucleotides long. Its product is annotated as kelch-like protein 41. Gene Ontology annotation, molecular function: protein binding. The record is from RefSeq and is a predicted model, not a curated record. Lineage: Eukaryota; Metazoa; Chordata; Actinopteri; Pomacentridae. The coding region runs from base 88 to 1908 and encodes 606 amino acids. The transcript is spliced from 6 exons.